AUGGAAAUUCCUUUUAGCCAUGUACUGUUGUUCUUUGUCGUCCUGGUCUCGAGUCAUUAUUCGAAAUCCAAUCUGUUCUGUUCUGCUGAUCCUACGGCCGGUUUCACUGAGGUACCGUUGACAGAUGCAAACUUCGAGCUGCAGAAGCCUUACAACAUUCCACUGGAUGAGCGCUACAGCUUUGUGGAUGGGGUGCGCAAGCUGUGGGUCUAUGCCGACGACAAGCCCCAUGAUCCAAGCAGUCACACUCAACCACGCACCGAAGUUCGGAUCAAAGGUCUGGACUACUCAUCUGGAGUCUGGCAAUUCGAAGGGCACGGUUUUGUGCCCAAUGGGACAUCUGGCGCUACGAUAGCCCAAAUACAUGGCGCAGCUCACGGAGCUACUACCAUCAUCCUGAGGAUCUAUGAUGGGGACAUGCGGUACUACAGCGGGAACCUUAUUGCCACCGGCCUUUACGACAGGUGGUUCAGGCUUAACAUAAUCCACGACGUCGAUGGAGGGAAAGUGACCGUGUUUCUUGACGGGAAUCAAGUGUUCCAGGUGGCCGACAAAGGGCCGGGCGAUCUGUACUUCAAGUGUGGAGUGUAUGGGGCGCCGACUAACAUAAGCUACUACAUGGAAUCGAGGUGGAGAGACAUCAAAAUCUACAAGAAGUGA
This is a messenger RNA of Eucalyptus grandis, 660 nucleotides long. RefSeq names its product citrate-binding protein. The transcript has 2 exons. Bases 1 to 660 code for a protein of 219 amino acids. The record is from RefSeq and is a predicted model, not a curated record. NCBI's taxonomy places the organism in Eukaryota, Viridiplantae, Streptophyta, Magnoliopsida, Myrtales, Myrtaceae.